Calliphora vicina (urban bluebottle blowfly) is the source of this 1182-nucleotide messenger RNA. RefSeq lists its product as uncharacterized. The record is from RefSeq and is a predicted model, not a curated record. The transcript has a single exon. NCBI's taxonomy places the organism in Eukaryota, Metazoa, Arthropoda, Insecta, Diptera, Calliphoridae. Bases 10 to 1080 code for a protein of 356 amino acids.
UUUGCCAAGAUGACAUCAAAACUUUGGCUGUUGCUAUUGUGUCUAGCACAACUUGGCCUCAAGGAACAUGUGCGCGCCGAAACCACAACACCAUCAACUGGUCUACAAAAUCUCUUAAAAUUCAAUUUAACUCCUGCCGCUGCCAAUGAUUCGUGUGCCUACUUUAAUCUGUACAAAUAUUUGUUUGAAGAAAUGGACAGUCAAAAUCAUCCCAUGAUUCAAGCCUAUUACAAUCGGGUGGUGCAAAAGCUGUACGAAACCGUGCCCGCCAAUAUUUUGUUCCUGCAACUGUGGCAGAUCUACAAUAAAUGUGAUCCCUCAACAUUUGUGGCCAUGGUGCGCUCACAACUGAGUUUAUUUUGGCUGCACAACAUGAACGAAUAUCCGGAUCAUGAUUAUUUGCUGAUGGUGGCCAAUGGUUUAUAUAAAAUAAAAAGUUACUAUCUGUAUAACAGUUUGAAUAGCAGGACCCAUCUGCUAUUCGAUCGGGCCGUGAAAAGUCUGCCCAAUUCAUUGCAUCAUUUGUUUGGCCAUCAGGAAUUCUGUUUGAUGAAUCGUAAACAUCAGGAAAUGCUGUAUCAAACGAGUAGUGACGAAUUUGUGACCAAUCAUGAGAUACGUUUUGGUUUCACCUGGCAUUUCAUGAAGCGCUACAAUGAUGGCAAGGGUAAAAUUAAGCCCAUUUUUGAGGACUUCAAUAUGACAUCAUACUCAGAUGAUGAGGAAGAAUUAGUGGGUGGAAAUGAGACCAGAGAUUUGGUUAAUAUACCCGCUUCUUUAAGUAUAGCUUUGUAUAAUAAACAUUUCAAGAAUUUCUAUGCAAGAUGGCCAGUUUAUGAUCAAAAGAUUGGUGGCAAUUUAUCAGGAAUUCCUGAGUUUAUUUGGCAGCAGGAUUAUCAUUUGUGGUCGGUGAAGGUAGUGGAUGAUGAUCAUUUAGUUUUCUUUCAAAAUCAAUAUAUAAUGUGUGCCACUUCGUUCUAUGACAACAAGAGAAGGUUUGUGUUUGGUGUGAAAAAUCGCUCAAUGCUGGAUACUGAGUGCCAGUGGAGUGCUGGCAAUUGUGAUCGUAGACAAGUUUAAAGAAAGUGUUCAGUAUACAAAAUAUUUAGUUGAAAUAAUAGAGACUAAGUGAAUUUAUAUAAUUUAGUUUUAACAAAAGUCAUUUAAAUAAAAAACAAAUUU